This is a messenger RNA of Pomacea canaliculata, 1515 nucleotides long. Its product is annotated as protein FRG1-like. Bases 103 to 906 code for a protein of 267 amino acids. Gene Ontology annotation, cellular component: catalytic step 2 spliceosome; nucleolus; striated muscle dense body. The transcript has 9 exons. NCBI's taxonomy places the organism in Eukaryota, Metazoa, Mollusca, Gastropoda, Architaenioglossa, Ampullariidae. Gene Ontology annotation, molecular function: actin filament binding. The record is from RefSeq and is a predicted model, not a curated record.
AGCACUGUCAACAACAUCACGUGACGAAGCUCAACUCUAAGUCUGUGAAGCUCAACAUCGCCAAGUUUUGAACUGGGGUGUAUAUAGAAACUUAACACGGUUAUGGCAGAUUCAUAUACACUUGGCAAGAGGGGAAAACUUACUUUUAAAGGAAAGAAAGACAAAAAACCCAAGAAAUCUAAGGGCAAAAAAAGAAAGCACGAGGAUGCCAGUUCAUCUGAAUCAACUACAGCAAUAUUUGACAGAGAAGACACCAAUAAUCAUGGUGGCUGGUGGGAAGUGAAAUCUUUUGACGACAUUACUGGAAAUAUUGCUGUGGAAGUAGGUGAUCAAAUGUACAUUGGCUCACUUGAUAAUGGCCUUCUUAUUGUUGGACCUCCUCAUCCUGAAGCGGAAGGUCCUGAUCCAUCAGAGAUCUUCACAGCUGUGAAACUGGGCGAUACUAAAGUUGCCUUUAAAUCAGGAUAUGGGAAAUACCUCAGUGUUGACCUUGAUCGCAGAGUGGUUGGGCGAUCAGAAGCGAUUGGCGUCAGGGAGCAGUUUGAACCAGUUUUUCAAGAUGGCAAGAUGGCACUAAGUGGCUGCAACAACUGUUUUGUGUCCUAUGACAGUGAUGGGGAUAUUGUUUGCCAGUCAUCUAAAGCAGGGCCGAAGGAGAUGAUAAAGCUGCGAUCGUGUGCUGCAAGAGAAGGAGACCCACUGGAAGAUGUGCCUAAGGAAGAGCGUGGGACACUAAAGGAUGCAGAAUUAAAUUAUGUGAAGAAAUUUCAGAGUUUCCAAGACAGAAGAAUUCGUAUCAGCAAAGAAGAUGCAUCUGAACUGAAAAAAGCAAAGAAGGAAGGGUCUCUUCAUGAGAAGUUGCUGGAUCGGCGAGAAAAAAUGAAGUCAGACAGAUACUGUAAAUAGUUAACAAAAUGAUCACCUUGGAGGAUCAUUUUUUUAAGGUCUUAAGGAAUAACAACUGGACACAAACAGCAGCUGAAAAGGCUUGCCACUCAGCUCACCUUGAGCAGGUCCUGCUCUCUCAUCCACUACCCAGUAUUUUAGUAUACAGUCCAUUGGUCUGGUACACCAGUGCUUUCUGUACAUUGCCACUGAUGUCUUCCAUUCCUGAAGUCUUAUUGCAAUUUGUCUUUAUGAUGCUGUUGAGUAGUUGGUAGGCCUUUUUGCUUAUCUGAUGCCAUUACCUCCUCUAUGCUCUAUGGUCUGGCAAUGGUCCUCCAGAUAUUUAACCAUGUAUACAAAACCUUUAUAUUCAAAGGGCCAAUUCAACAACCUGCAGCUUUUUUAAAAAAGCAAUUACAAAGAUGUAGCGUUAAAAUAUGCAGAAAUCCUAAGUAAGGGCAAUGUUGUCAAUAAACAGGAGUGUUCAUACUGUGGCAGGAAAAUAUGAACACUGAGGAAUGAAGGAUGCAUUCUCAGGACAGCGUGUUACCAGGUCCACAUGCUGGUACAGUAAAUGUGUUCUAAAACAAAUCUGCACCUCAAAUACACAUUAAACUGUCAUACGAAAAA